CCCGAGUCCCGUCUGCCCGCCGCACAUUGGCAAUGUCGAGCAGGGAGGAGCCCCACUUGGAGCGGCUUCUGCAGUCGCUGUUGCAUCGUCUGGCCGUGCCUGCCACUGAUGAGCGGCUGCGUGUGGUCAAACCCCUCGACAUCAUUGACCACAGCAUCCCUGAGUCGGCCACAACGACCCCUUACGGCCACACGCCCGACGUCAAGAUCAGGAUCUUCCGCAAAAUGCGUGCAUUCGGCUUCCGCGAUGUGGCUGUCGUCGGCCACUACUAUGGGUCUAUGCCGCGGGUGGAGGACCGAUUCGUGGAGCUGCUGCGGGCGGAGGAGCCGCGGAUGAGCGGCUGCUGGUUCAUGCUGGGCACAGGUGGGCAAGAGGGCUAUGGUGAGGGCUCACAUUGGUGCCCUGAUGAGCGGCGUCCUGUCCUUUGUCAGGCGACGAUGAGGCGUUGUCACGUCUGGAGGCGUCGGGCAUCCCCAAUGUGAUGCUCGACUACACAUUUGCGGACGCCCGCACAGGCAGUAGCUCACUCGACAGCCUCAAGACCACCAUCGGCCGCAUCCAUGAGUACUUCAGGAAGCUCGACAGGGAGGCGGUUCUGGCUGCCGACAAUAACGGCAUGCCUCACUUGGACGAUGUAGCGGGUCAGUCUGGGCAUCAGCGCCUGAAGCGCAAUCACCUGUACAUCAAUUUCGUCGAUCUGCUGGACUUCAACAUCACCAUGGACGCGCCACAAGUGAAGGUGAGGUGACAUUCAUGAGUGUCAUUGGUCGAGGAUAAUGCACGUGUCGGUCUCAUUGUGUUUGUGCGUGCAGGAAGUGAUCGAUUUCCUGUUGUCGGAGACCAUUCCGAUUCUGAAAGGCGUCUGCUUUGAGGGUGCAAUGAUCUGAUUUAUCACUACAUCCGAGUGACCCAGCGCCUCCGGUAAGUCCCAAGACUAAGCAGUGAACAGAACCACCACGGUCCUUGUUUUUUGUCUUCAGGGCCUCAUUUCCGGCGAGUCGCUUCAAGCUGCUGGUGCACUCACACGCUGGGCCGCAUGGCGAUAUCUCACACGCGGCGGCAUUGGAGUGCGUGGGCCAGGGGGCGGACGGCAUCUGGGCGAGCUUCAUCCCUCAGGCAGCACAGACGGGCCACAACUUCUCAUUGCAGUACCUCGCCACGCUGCACAGAUAUGGAAACGAACUCGUGCAGGAGUUCUACAAACUCGACACGGUCGGUAGUCGAGCAGCCAGGGGCCGUCCGUUAUGUCACGCAGCCACUUAUCUCUGUGUUGCGUGUUGUGUUCUGCAGGCCGCUGAGACGGCCCGGUCGCUUCAUGAGUUGAGCUUCCCUGGCCAGCCCGUCCCGGCCGACUGUCCCAUCUUCGGCAGCAACGCCUACUCGUGGGUCCACAGCGUCUUCAGACACGACAGACGGACACCGAGAGGGCUGCCUGCACGAAUGGUAUGUCACCAACGGGCACUAUGAGAGAGGAGAAUAGCGUGUGUGCCGUUAUGUGUAGAUUGGUGCGACAGAGGGUGCGCGGCUGGCUCCGAUGACGACCGAUGUCGACAUGCUCUCCCAGCUAUUAGACGGCCUCAUCGGCAACGAUUUUUCUUCAAUGACGGCGACAAAGAAGAACAUAUACGCCCAGGGCGUUUUGACGACGAUCCAGUUGCUGCUGAGUGAGGGCCAUCAGUGCAACUUCAACGAUCCCAACAACCUCAAAUACAUCUACCGACACGUGAGAAGAGCAGGAAAGGCAGAAGCAACGAAAGAAAGACAAGUGAUGACUUCCUUUGUGCUUAUAGGUUGACAAGGUGAGGUUUGGCGUUUCUGAAACGCCCUCAAUCAUCGAGGGGCCACAUGUACCCCAUCUGCGGCGGUGGCUGAGACGGCCAUCCGAAGACGCGCGGCUCCAGCUGCUCUACAGGCAAGACGAAACAAGUGUGAAUCAAGCAGUGGAUACGUGAGGAGAAUUGCCUCUGUUGUCUGUCAGGUCGACACGUGACGGCGACACAUUCGCUGACUUCAUGGGCAAGGUGGGGUCGGCCCGCCGUCUGCUGUUCGCCGUCAAGAACAACAGCAACAAGUUUGGCGUCUUCUUCGACGGGCCCCUCAACCAACCGAACAAUCCAACAUCCAUUUAGAUGACCACAGGCGACCUCUUCCUCUUUUCGCUCAGCGGCAGCUUCCCUCAGCCCACACAGAUCCACCCACCGCAGGACAGACAGCGGGUGCAAGUGGCCG
This is a messenger RNA of Vitrella brassicaformis, 2229 nucleotides long. NCBI's taxonomy places the organism in Eukaryota, Vitrellaceae. The record is from the annotation of a GenBank genome assembly.